Monomorium pharaonis (pharaoh ant) is the source of this 3033-nucleotide messenger RNA. RefSeq names its product sulfotransferase 1C4-like. The record is from RefSeq and is a predicted model, not a curated record. The coding region runs from base 379 to 1389 and encodes 336 amino acids. Gene Ontology annotation, biological process: sulfation. The transcript is spliced from 6 exons. Lineage: Eukaryota; Metazoa; Arthropoda; Insecta; Hymenoptera; Formicidae. Gene Ontology annotation, cellular component: cytoplasm. Gene Ontology annotation, molecular function: sulfotransferase activity.
UAGUUUAAAGUAAUCCUAAUUAAUUAAUUCUAUUAAUUUAAAAAGUAUUUUUUCUGAAACACAACAGUAGAAUAUAAUGUUACAAAGUCUUGAUUUAUUGAUUGACUUACAAAGUCUUGAUUUAUUUUAUAUUUCAUCGAAAUAUUUAUCGAUUUGCUAUAUUCAAAAAAUAAUAUUUAAAUAUGAAUAUAAAAUUAUACGUAAUAUUUUCGUUCUCAUUUAUGUAAACACAUUGAGCAGUCUGUCACAAAGUGAACAAGUUUAUGUAUACAUCUCCGCAAUAGUUUGUUUUCUGUGAUUAUUAGUCAUAAAGGCAGUGUCAAGUGAGACUCCAAACAUUACAGUCGACUUUGUAGGCAAGAAGGCUGCUACUAAAGCAUGUCUUUUAAGGAUUUAAUAGUAAAACGUGUCGAGGGUGAACUAGCGACUGCAUUAUUAAAAUUCUUUCCACUUCACAAACGUGGCUUUGUUAAAGUCGGUCAGAAAAAAUGGUUCCUGCCGUAUAGGUAUGUUGAAGAUGGCGAUAAGAUAUAUAAUUUUGAAGUUCGUGCAGAUGAUACAUGGAUUGUUACCUAUCCUAGAUCAGGUACAACGAUGACACAGGAACUUAUAUGGCUGGUGGCAAACAAUAUGAAUUUUAAUGAAGCACAUCAGAGAUAUUUAUUGGAGAGAUUUCCCUUUGUAGAAAUAGGAGCAAUAUUAGAUGACCACAUGGUACCACAAUACAUUCCUGACAGGAUUAAUACAAAAAAACAUAGUUUCAAAUUUGUACAAGAUCAGCUUUCGCCGCGUUUCAUUAAAAGUCACUUGCCAUUCGAGUUGUUACCGACAGUUGUAAAUAGCACUUGCAAGGUAUAUUUUGAAUAUUUUAUUAUCUAUGUUGCAAGAAAUCCAAAGGAUGUAGCAGUCUCAUAUUACAUUUUCCAUAAACAUUUCAUGGAUUUUCAAGGAACUUUCGAACAAUUUUGUAAUAAUUUUAUGAAUAACAAUGUAUUAUGGAGCCCAUAUUGGGAACAUGUGAAGGAAGCUUGGAAAAUGAGACACAGAGCAAAUAUGAUGUUUAUCUUCUAUGAAGAUCUGAUAAAGAAUUUACCGAGGAACAUAAAAGAAAUUGCUGCAUUCUUUGAUAAAACUUACAAUGAUGAACAAAUCAAUAAGUUAGUGGAGCAUUUGAAAAUAGAGAAUUUCCGCAAGAAUCCUAUGGUCAAUCAUCCAAGUCCGGACAAAACGAUGAAACCGGAUAUGUUUAUUCGGCAAGGAAAGACGGAUAGUUGGAAAGAAAUAUUAGCACCAGAGAUCGAGGACAGAUUUAAUAAAUGGAUUACCGACAAUUUAAAGGACACGGAUUUAACUUUUCCAAAUUUAGUUGAACAAUACAAGCAAUUGUAGUUACAAUUUAUAAAUGUUUUGUUUUAACUAUAUUUUAAAGAAGUAGGCUUAUUUACUGAUAUAAAGAGAGAUUUAACGAAUAGAUCGUUAGCAAUUUAAAGGAUACGGAUUUAGCUUUUCAAAGUUAGAUUUGUAGAAUAAUAUAAGCAGUUGUAAUUGUAAUUUAUAAAUGUUUUGUUUAAUUAUGUUUUAAAUAAGCAGGCCUACUUAUAAUAAAUAAACUCUUACACAAACGACUUUUAUUAUUACAGUUUUUAUCUUCUAAUAGAUAACUUAAAUCAUGCAGAAAAAUGUUUUUACCUGUUUUUUUACACGUUUCAUCAUUUUUAUCUUUAUUAUCAUAUUUUUAUCUUUAUUAUCAUAUUGACAUGUACGUUAUCUUACGGUAACUCUCGCAAAAUCUGUUUAUGUACAAUAUAAAUAAAUUUUCGGCUUGCCUAAUGUGUUUAAUUAAAAAAGCUAAUUUUCGGUUAAAUUAAAUCAGUCCGCAGGUUAAACAGAUUUCUGCUGGCUAUCGAAUCGAGAGUUUUAUUCACGAAAUCAUUAUUAUCGCAAAAUUUAUCGAAUUAUUUAAUAGCGAUUGUAGAAAUUAGUUCCGAAUCACGGAUAAUAAAGAUUGGUUUUGAAACAUCAUAUAGAAGCCAAAAUAUCUUACGUUUGGGAAGAGAUUACAUAAUUUUAGUAGAAGAUCCGAAUGGCUUAUACAGCAAAAAAUAAAAGGUGCCAUGUUGCCCAACAAUGGAAUAGGUUGCACAUGCGGAAUAUUCAGCCGUUCAAAGUAAAUUAAUUUGUGAAGCACAAAAUAAUAUAAAUAAAUACUUGCUGUCAAAAUAAUUAAAAGUAAAGUAGACGUCUCCAUCGUGACAGAAAUCUCCAGAUUAGUGAUUAUAUGAGCAGAAAACGUUUCUAUGAGAUUUUUAGCUGUUAAUAGUUUUUGUUUCAGAUUGAUAAAUUAAUUUCCACAUUUGUUAGAGUAGUAUCAGUUAGGUUAGUCUCCAUAGGAAUACAUGGGUCUGGUGUACAGGCUAGACUACUUUUUUGUGUGGCUGUGUUAUUAAUAUUCUCAAAGUACCUACUUAAUUUUUUAUUACAAACUAAAUCCUAAUUAUUUAAAUCAUCUAAAUCAUAAUUAUUCUUACAAUUAGCGUCAUUUGUCCAUCGCCGGACCUUGCGACCUCCCACUACUCCGCGCCGGGCCGUGUCCACCGUCGCGUCGUGACUCGUGCGCCCACGACAAAACACGUGCUUUCCCGGUGUUUUGCACGGUAUUUUUGUGUGCAUAUCACGUGAAACGUUUGUAUACGUUUAUGCGGAUGUUUAUAUUUUGCAUACGACACAAGCGAAUAAAUUUAGCAUGUAGAUUAUAUAUAUUAAUAUGCAAGUAUUAAGUCAAAAUUAUUUUUUUUGUACUAUUUUUGAUACUGAUUGAACUGAUUAAUCUUUGUGCAAACGCCACCUCGACUAUGAUAUUUUUUAAAUAUAAUUGUGCAAUUUAAUAAGGAAAACUAUUUGUUUAAUUUAUCAAGAGAUAUAGAUAAAAAUAAAGUCUAAAUUUUAUAGAUAAUAUUAUCUAAUGAAGAAUGGCACGAUAAAAUUGAGAAACAUUCUUCGAAAUUUUUUUUUAAUUUUAAUGUUUCCAAAAAA